GUUUGACAUCAAACAAAGCAUAGAAAACGACGAAAACUUUAGAUUUUGAUUUGUGGUAUUAAAAGUGUAAUAUUUGUAAUGAAGGUAUUUGCUUGCGUUUUGGCUUUGGCGGUGGCUUCUGCCCACGCCGGACUCCUGCCCCAUAUUGGUGAUGGUCACAUUGUAGAUCACGGUGUUGUACAUCAUGGUGCUGAUUUAUUCCAUGGCGACCUUCAUCACAAUGAUGGUAUUCAGGUGGGCUAUUCAUAUGAUCUUCCAGUGGAGGCACAUCAUGCUGUUGUAGACCAUCACGCUUUGGAUAACCAUGCCGUGAUUGAUCAUCACGGCCUUGACCAUCAUACCAUUGUUGAUCAUCAUGCUGUUGAACACCAUCCCGUUUACCACCAUGCCGAUCAUCACACCGCUGUAGAUGUUGUGACCCACGAUGCUGGCCAUCAUGGUGUUGCUGCUUCAGAUGUUCAAAAUGCCCCUGCCGACCAAGUCAUCCAACACGAACCCAUUCAUCAGGUUGAACCCGUUCAUCAUGUCACCAAUGUUGUACAUCACGAACCACAUCACUUCCUGCACUACACCAAUCCCGUUGUUGAUCACCAUGUUGUCCAUCAAAACCAUCACAUCGACGAGCAUCAUCAUGCUGCCGAUUUGCAUCAUACCGAGUUGCACCAAGGAGAUGUUGCUCAUCAGGGAAAUUUUGUUCACCACGCUGACGUCCUUCAUCACGGAGAUGUUCAUCAUGAUGAUAUCGUCCAUCACGGUGAUGUUUAUCAUGCUGGUGUCCACCACGCCGAUGUUCUUCAUCACGAUGAUGUUCUCCACCAUGGUCAUGAUAAUCAUGCCGCUGUUGUCUAUCACGCCAAUGUUCAUGAACAUGCCGCUUUGGUACAUCACGUUAAGCCCGUCUACCAUCAUCACAGCCAUGGUGUUGUUGUGCGUAAAGUUUACCCCUCCAAAUACCACGGCCAUUUCAUUAGCAAAAUUCCAAAAGUUAAGGUUCUUAAGAAGUUCUACUAAAUGUUCUUAAAUUUGACCAAAGAUUAAUUCUAUGCAUUUGAUACCAAAAACAAAAAAAGGCAAAUGACAUACCAAUGUUCUUAUCAUUAUUAUUUUAAAUUAUUUGAAAUUCUUUCAUACGAUUUAGA
Molecule: messenger RNA, 1139 nt
Organism: Musca domestica (house fly)
Lineage: Eukaryota; Metazoa; Arthropoda; Insecta; Diptera; Muscidae
Product: histidine-rich protein PFHRP-II-like
Exons: 2
Coding region: 79-1011 (310 amino acids)
Source: RefSeq, a predicted model, not a curated record